Messenger RNA from Paracoccidioides brasiliensis Pb18, 1128 nucleotides. RefSeq lists its product as uncharacterized. The record is from RefSeq and is a predicted model, not a curated record. The transcript has 5 exons. The coding region runs from base 1 to 1128 and encodes 375 amino acids. Gene Ontology annotation, molecular function: metal ion binding; agmatinase activity.
AUGCCCAAGUCUUUUGCUCUCCUCUCUCUGGUCAGUUCAUUUGCUGCAAAAAACCCCCGCAGCCUCAAUUUAAGAUGUUACCGUAUCUGCGUAAAAGCCCCAUCCAACGCUGAGAUGGUUGUUCCUCUUGUCUUCGCCCGAACGUGUGCACACUGCGGAGACGAUCAUGACCAUGAAAAACAACAGAUUCCAAUUGAGCAGAGGGAGGAGCUUCUGAAAAGGUGGGAUCAAGAGCUAAAUAAGUUGAUAUUCCCACAACCAUCCUCGGCGCCCCCUUCGAUACCGCAGUUUCCUACCGCCCAGGGGGGGCCCGCCCGUUUCGGGCCCCGCGCAAUCAGGGCUGCAAGUGCCCGUCAGAUCCCCGCAAACAGCUACAACAUCCGUGCCGGCAUAAACCAAUAUCUAAACUGGGCCCGCAUCCUCAACUGUGGCAAUAUCCCCGCCAACACUUUUGACAAUGCCCUCGCAAAGCGGCAGAUGCACGAAGCCUUCCUGGAACUCGCGACGCGUGACGUUCCAAACCCCAUCCGUGGUAUUUCGCGAGGGAAACACGACCUCAUCACGCUUGGUGGUGACCGCAGCAUCACCCUCCCAGCGCGCUGCGUGCCUCGUCCAAAAUCUACGGAAAACUCAUCACAGUUCUUCACUUCGAUGCAACACCUCGACACCGGGAACCCAAUAUGGAACUCCGCGUUCUGGACCUCGGACCAUUCUCGGUUCAACCACGGCAGCUUCUUCCACACCGCCAGUCGCGAGGGGUUGAUUUCCAACACCAGUGCUGCACAUGCUAGUCUCCGCACGCGCCUGACCGGUCUGGAUGAUGGUGGUUAUUCAAAUCCGGGACCCGAGCAGGGAUUCCUGCGCAUCCAUGCUGAUGAUAGCGAUGAUAGCGGCGCCCAUGGCGUAAUCGACACGAUCAUAUCGCGCAUAGGACUUUCUCCGGACGAACCUGUCUACUCGGAGAUUCUGUGCGGGAUUGAGAAGUUGAAUCUUGUUGGUGCUGAUAUUGUGGGAGUCUCGCUUAGCUAUGAUAAUGUUGCGGAGGGGACUGCGCUUGCGGUUACGCAGGUUGCGUUUGAGAUUAUGUCAAGAAUGGUUAAGUUGGGGGCUAAGGAGGAUGUGGGGUAG